Molecule: messenger RNA, 2578 nt
Organism: Cynocephalus volans (Philippine flying lemur)
Lineage: Eukaryota; Metazoa; Chordata; Mammalia; Dermoptera; Cynocephalidae
Gene: ERRFI1
Product: ERBB receptor feedback inhibitor 1
Exons: 4
Coding region: 242-1621 (459 amino acids)
Biological process (GO): negative regulation of epidermal growth factor receptor signaling pathway; regulation of keratinocyte differentiation
Source: RefSeq, a predicted model, not a curated record
GAAGCGGCGGACGCCGGGCAGCGAGCGAGGGAUCGAGGGCGCGAGGCAGCGAGAGCGAGGAGCGGCGAGGCGCCUGCGCGGUGUCCGGGCCGCUGAGCCCGCGGCGCUGAGCCAGCCGGGACGGACAUGCGCGGGAGGGCGCCGUGGGGCAGCCGCCGCUCCUCCGGGGGAAUGCAAGCUACUGGUUGACUUAAAAAUCUCUGGGCUUCACAAGUUUGGAGACAUCCCAGAAUAAGGCACAAUGUCAACAGCAGGAGUUGCUGCUCAGGAGAUUAGAGUCCCAUUAAAAACUGGAUUUCUGCGUAAUGGCCAAGCCAUGGGGAGUAUGAAGACCUGCUGGGGCAGUCGCAGUGAGUUUAAAAAUAACUUUUUAAAUAUUGAUCCAAUAACUAUGGCCUACAGUCUGAACUCUACUGCUCAGGAGCACGUAACAUCUAUUGGGCACACUUCAAAAUCUGCUCCAAUGAAUGGCCACUACUUUGCAGAAAAUGGUCCAUCUCAAAAGUCCAGCUUGCCCCCUCUUAUUAUUCCCCCAAGUGAAAACUUGGGACGUGAAGAGGAUCAGGUUGUAUGUGGUUUUAAGAAGCUCUCAGUGAAUGGAGUUCGCACUUCUACUCCUCCACUCACACCCGUAAAAAACUCUCCUUCUCUUUUCCCCUGCGCAACUCUUUGUGAACGGGGUUCUAGGCCCCUUCCACCACUGCCGAUCUCCGAAGGCCUCUCUGUGGAUGAGACAGACUGUGAGGUUGAAUUCCUAACUAGCUCAGAUACAGACUUCCUUUUAGAAGACUGUACACUUUCUGAUUUCAAAUAUGAUGUUCCUGGCAGGCGCAGCUUCCGUGGGUGUGGACAGAUCAACUAUGCAUAUUUUGAUACCCCAACUGUUUCUGCAGCAGAUCUCAGCUAUGCAUCUGACCAAAACGGAGGUGUCCCAAAUCUAAAUCCUCCUCCACCUCAAACCCACCGAAGAUUAAGAAGGUCUCAUUCAGGUCCAGCUGGAUCCUUUAACAAGCCAGCCAUAAGGAUAUCCAGCUGUAUACACAGAGCUUCUCCUAACUCCGAUGAAGACAAACCUGAGGUUCCCCCCAGGGUUCCCAUACCUCCUAGGCCAGUAAAGCCAGAUUAUAGAAGGUGGUCAGCAGAAGUUACUUCUAGCACCUAUAGUGAUGAAGACAGGCCUCCCAAAGUACCACCAAGAGAACCUUUAUCACGGAGUAACUCCCGCACGCCAAGUCCUAAAAGCCUUCCGUCUUACCUCAAUGGGGUCAUGCCCCCAACACAGAGCUUCGCCCCUGAUCCCAAGUAUGUCAGCAGCAAAGCUCUGCAAAGACAGAACAGCGAAGGGUCUGCCAAUAAGGUUCCUUGCAUUCUGCCCAUUAUUGAAAAUGGGAAGAAGGUUAGUUCGACACAUUAUUACCUACUACCUGAGAGACCACCGUACCUGGACAAAUAUGAAAAAUUUUUUAGGGAAGCAGAAGAAACACACGUGAGCACCCAAAUCCAGCCAUUACCUGCUGACUGCAAUAUGGUUGCAGCCACAGAAAAGCUGGACUCAAAAGCAAAAAUGGAUCUGGGAGGCCAUGUGAAGCGUAAACAUUUAUCUUAUGUGGUUUCUCCUUAGACUUUGGGGUCAUGGUUCAGCAGAGGUUACAUAGGAGCAAAUGGUUCUCAAUUCUCGAGUUUGGUUGAGAUUCACAGAAAAAUCAGAUUGCAAAUAGUUGGACUCUGUCUUAAUGACAAAGGAUUGGAGCAGUUAUGAGGUGCUGUAUGCUGAGAAUCCCUGAUUUUGUUAGUGUUGGAGAAAAGUCUGUUCAAGUCUAUAAUUUAAAGAUGUGAUGGUGGGGAGGGGAGGAUGGGGAAACUUUUAUAUAUGCAUACAUUAUAUACCUAUAUAUAAACUUGUGGUAUAACCAUAGACCAUAGUUGCAGGUUAACCGAUUAGCUACUAUCUUAGAGUAAUAUAUAUUCAGAAUAAUAAAAACUCAAGUUGGAGAAGUGAGUCCUGAUAGACUGAAAAUUGAGCAAAUGGAAGAAAAUACAGUAUUGCUUAGAUGAGAAUCACAAAAAAUUAUUUUCAUUUGGUAAGUUUGAAGAUUUCUGGCUUUUAGGCCGUUCUAUUUUGUUUCAUUUAUUUUUGCAAGCAGUCUUCUCCAUUGAGCGCACGGUAUACGUUCUUUACCAUAACGGUACCUGCCUGGUUUAAAAAUCAUCCCAAGCCCUAAUACUUCCAGGUUUUGUUUUUUGUCUUACGGGGGGAGGGAUAGCAGUUUACUUGGCCACCAUAUACAUAUACAUGUCUCACGUCUUGAAAAUGAAAAGAUAAUGGAAUUUGUGAAUAAUUUUUCCUUACAAUUCCUGCUUAAUUCCACCCACUCAAACGGCCCAUUGUAGUAUUGGUCUCGCAGAGACAGUGGGAUAUGGUAGAUGAAUUGGAAAAGCAUUCUAGUCGCCAGUGUUUAGGAUAUCAGCUUUACAAAAUGAUGAAGCAGUUAGCUAUGUGAUUGAGACUUAUUGUGUGGAGUUGUGUGUUUUUUGUUUUUGUUUUUUUAGACUGUAUUAAUAAACAGAUACAACACAA